Messenger RNA from Cervus elaphus (red deer), 3735 nucleotides. RefSeq names its product solute carrier family 25 member 35 (gene SLC25A35). The transcript is spliced from 6 exons. The coding region runs from base 2416 to 3318 and encodes 300 amino acids. The record is from RefSeq and is a predicted model, not a curated record. Lineage: Eukaryota; Metazoa; Chordata; Mammalia; Artiodactyla; Cervidae.
GCCUGGUGAGCUGCAGUCCAUGGGGUCGCAAAGAGUCUGACACGACUGAGCUGAGCGACUGAACUGAACUGAGGCCCUCCUCAAGGGAUAUACAUAACAAUCCAAUCUUUGAGUUGUUCUAGGGUAACAAAGGCCCCCCACACAGGUGGGGAAUGGCAACUUCUGGCUAAAACCUGCAGAUGGGUGGGAACCUAAGGAAUGAUGAUGUUAACCUUCUUCUGUCAUUUGUGAUUUCAAUCAACGAAAGCUUAGACUUUUGCCCCUAUUCUGUGCUGGAUUCUCUUCUGCUCAAGCCCCGUCAUGAAUAAGCAAACCCCAGCCAAACCUCUUCAUGAAUAUGCACAUACCGUUAGCUUCAAACUUCCCUAAUUUUGCUGUUCGGAAAACACUGCUUUGGGAAACAUCGCCGGUAUUCUCCUUACUUACAAAUCUUCCUUCUCUCACUCUUUGGCUUGGUUGUGUCUUUUGACUCACUGAGAUGAAUCCAGUUUUUCAGGUGAUAAUCCCAGCCAGCAGGUGGAGGCAUUUGCGGAGCAUUCCUUGGACAUUUUCAGGGGAACUUUUCAGAGCCUCUCUUGAGAAGCUGUGUUAUCUGCUCCACGCCUCCUACCUAAUUCAAAAUCUCAGUGAUUUAGCUGUAAGCUGGAGAGAAAAGAUUCAGACUCAGCUCCCCAGCCCUAGGAGUGUCCAAGAACUCCCAUUGUAGUGGAGGAGUCAGAGUAAACAAUUGUUAAUCAAAUCAGAAACAAAGGUUUCUCAUUUACUUGAGGAGCAAAGCAGGAUGGAAGUGGCUAAAAAGCUUUAAGGAUCAGGAGAGAUGCUGAAGUUGAAGAGUGACUUGGAGGUUACCAGGAUAAGGGGUGCCAUGGGAACAGGAUAUGCGCACAAGGAGACUAAUUGAGCACCUAGAGAAAAUCAAACACUUUCACUCAGGCUUACACAAUACAUAAUUAUCAUUCCCAUUUUACAGAGAAAGCUCUGAGAUGUUAAGAAUCUUGCCUAAGGCCAUCCAGCUGGUAAGCAGGAAGACCCAAACUGGACCUCAAAAGAUUCUCUGGGUCAGUUGUGCCCCCUAACUCCUUCUCCCACCCCAGAAGACAUCCCUUAUUCUCCUGCCAUCUUUCUCCAAGCCUUCCCCUUCUUUUCUCAGAAGUCCUUGCAUAAUUAACCAUUACCAGGCUCAUGAAAAAGUACAGGAGUCCAGAGUCUCAGGACCUCUUCCAUCUCUUGCUGGCCUUGUAUAACCUAGGCCCAGGGAUCAAAAUCCCACCCUACUCAGCCUGCCUGCCCUUCUCUGGGUUACUGUGAGGAUCAAAAGAGCAUAAGGAUGUGACUAUGUUCCCUGCGAUCCUUCAGGACCCCUUCCUCUUCACCCGCAGUGCAGGGGCGAGCUCUCCUGACGUCGAUCCGAGGAGUGGAUCUACAGUUUGGCAACCUCACCCGGCGACGACCCGGGAUAGAAGAAGAAAGGGAGCCCUCGGUUCGCAAAAGGAGCAGCCCCAAACAGGCCGAUGAACUGCUGUCUCCGCACUCGGCCUCUGCGCCCGUCCAGGGACCCAGGGUCCAACCUCUCCUCCUCCCUACCAGUGAUUAAAAAAACUCCGCUCCCGGGGGACCCCUCCCAGCACUCCGAGGUACAGCCCAGCACAGCCCAGGUACCGGUGCCGGGGUGUGGAGAGUUAACUCCAACCGCUUCUAGGCAGAUUCCGGGGGCCGGGUCGCCUGGAGCACCUCCCAUUGGCCGUCGAGCCGGCUCGGCGUUGAUUGGCUGCGGCUCUCGACUACGCCUCUCCAAGGCUCCUCAUUGGGCGCUGCUCUCCAGUGAUCGGAGUGUGGUGGCCAGGCCUCCGUAGGCUACCCGGGGUGAAGCUGCUGCGGGCUCCGGCAGAUGCCUGGGGGCGCUCAUCCUCGGCUGAGUCUUGACUUCCUUCCCGAUUCAGACCUCGCUGCUGUCCCGGGGACGCCACCGGAUCUUCUCCUGGUCCUCUUCCUCCUUCACCUGCUGAUUUUCUUUCCCCUUUCUCCCCCGGACCCGUCUCCCAACUCCGCUUUCCCCUCACCUACUCCCGACCCCGGUGUCUGGCCAUCCUAAGCAUCCCACCUGCUGUCCUCUUGACUUCUGCCCCUUCUUGACCUCAAAUCCCUUAAUUAACAAGUCUCUGUCAUAGCCUUCUCACCAGACUCUCCUAAACUCGUAUUUCUCUCUUUACCAUCUCCUGACUCCCAAAUUCCAGCUAACCCUUGACCUCUUGACAUCUGACCCUGACACUCUAUAGAUUCCAGAUCUCUAAAUUUCUACCUCCUGCAGCCCGGACCCCUGGAACUGAGGCUCUCCCCUGGAUAUUCUGACCCCAUUUCUAAAGUUAAUUUUAACUUUCUUACCCCUGGACCAGUUCCUGCUACUGCUGUCCCACCAUGGACUUCUUGAUGAGCGGCCUGGCAGCCUGCGGUGCCUGUUUGUUCACCAAUCCCCUGGAGGUGGUGAAGACCAGGAUGCAGCUGCAGGGAGAACUGCGGGCCCCGGGCACCUACCAACGGCACUACCGAAACGUCUUCCAUGCCUUCAUUACCAUCGGCAAGGUGGACGGCCUGGCGGCCCUGCAGAAGGGCCUGGCCCCUGCCCUCUUAUACCAGUUUCUGAUGAACGGCAUCCGGCUGGGCACCUACGGGCUGGUGGAAGCUGGGGGCUACCUGCACACGACUGAAGGCACACUCAGCCCUGUUCGUAGCGCAGCAGCUGGGGCCUUGGCUGGGGUCAUGGGAGCCUACUUGGGGAGCCCCAUUUACAUGGUGAAGACACACCUACAAGCACAGGCAGCCACAGAAAUCGCUGUGGGGCACCAGUAUAAUCAUCAGGGCAUGUUUCAGGCACUAACCAAGAUUGGCCAGAAACAUGGUCUGGUGGGGUUGUGGCGUGGGGCCCUGGGCGGCCUGCCCCGAGUUAUCGUCGGUUCCUCCACCCAGCUGUGCACCUUCUCCUCCACCAAGGACCUCAUGACCCAGUGGGAGAUAUUUCCACCCCAGAGCUGGAAGGUGGCUCUGGCGGCCGCCAUGGUGAGUGGCAUCGCGGUGGUCCUGGCCAUGACACCCUUUGAUGUGGUCAGCACAAGGCUGUACAACCAGCCCACAGAUGCUCAGGGCAAGGGCCUCAUGUACCGGGGGUUACUGGACGCUCUGCUGCAGACGGCUCGGACAGAGGGCAUUUUUGGCAUGUACAAGGGAAUAGGUGCCUCCUACUUCCGCCUUGGCCCCCACACCAUCCUUUCCCUCUUCUUCUGGGACCAGCUGCGCACGGUCUACUACACGUACACCAAAUAACGACAGCCACUCUUCCCCACUCCAGCAAAUCAGCACUCCUUGGACUCUUCUGACUCCAUUUUUAUUACCGGGAGACUUCUGACCAGAUGGCCUUUCAUCCAUCAGAGGAGGACCGCCAACACCACUCCCCAUAUGAUUUCUCAGGAUUGAAUCACUACAAGGGAUAGUUUCCUUCCCUUUCUUGGGUGUUGCUUUAAACCUUCCCUGCCUACACUCCUGCACAUUUCACACCGCUCUCUCAGGGCUGAACCUGUCACUCCAAAGUGUGUUUCCUCCCUUUCUCCACUGCUGGCCUUCGGUCCCUUCUGAUCCCAUGUAUAAUUUUAACUCCACCCAUCCAAGACCAAAGGGAAUUGGGGGGACCCAGGUGUUCUGUUAGAUUUCAAAGGCACAGAGAUUAUAUUGGUUAUAAAGCAA